This is a messenger RNA of Neoarthrinium moseri, 3090 nucleotides long. RefSeq lists its product as uncharacterized. Gene Ontology annotation, molecular function: protein binding. The record is from RefSeq and is a predicted model, not a curated record. Lineage: Eukaryota; Fungi; Ascomycota; Sordariomycetes; Amphisphaeriales; Apiosporaceae. The transcript is spliced from 3 exons. Bases 1 to 3090 code for a protein of 1029 amino acids.
AUGACGAUAGACUGGGUUACCACCACCGCCAAGUCAUUUGUUGAUAACGGAGGUUCAAGCGAAGAUUUCUGUUGGACUGUGACACAAUGGCUGUUUGCUGCCCGUCAGAGUUUUGGAAAGGAACAGCAGCCAGCGAUACAGGUCAUCACAGUAGCCUUGGCGGUCGCCCUCUUACGGGAGAGACGCCAGGUCGCCACGUCGAAUACAUUGCCUGACGAUAUUACUCUCGCCUGGAGCCUAAUUCACCAAGCGCUCACCUUAGGAGAUCCGAUUUGCACACCUUCAAGAAGCGCCCAAGGAUUUCUAUCUGUUGCCCUUUGCAGUUUAAUAACAGAUGGCAACAUUGAGGAACUAUGGCGCUUUCACGUCUGGCUCCCGGAUGGAAAGCGUGGCAAUGCAGACUUUGCCCUACACUCACAUCAGCCUUUUGCUGAAAGCUGGAUCUUAGCCGGUGAGGGCAUAGAUCAUAGCUAUGCUGUAACACCUGCUGUCAGCGAGUCGGCGGCAACCCAUGCCACUUAUCGUCUGUCGUGGAAUGAUGGAGUAAAGAAUGGCUCUAAAUAUAAGACGCAUCAAAUUUCUUCAAGCAUAGUCAAUACAGGCGAGUUAGUCUCCACUGUACUGACUCGAUCAGAAACGCACAGGCGAGACAACAACUAUACUAUUCCGUCGGCAAAUUAUCAUCGCACAGAAGUCCAACCAAACGCGAUCCAUGCCACGAUUUUCGUGUUCGACUCUAGUCGCGGCUUCCAGAGGGAUGCUCCCGUCCUCGGACCAGUCGCAGGCGAAGCACUGACCCAGCAGCGUGAUCCCGCGGGAGUAACUGCAGCUGAAUUAGCACGACUUGCUGGCACUCUCCGUUCAUGGGAAGAUUCAGUAACCCAGGGUCGGGAGCUUGCGUAUCACGUGAAAUGGGAAGACGCGUUCCGAGCGUUCCAGAAAGCACUACAUAUACUCGAUUUGCAUCAGGGUAUCCGUCUUCCGCCGCAUUACCGCACUCGUACACUGAUCGAGCUCGGCAACGUCAAUAGACGCUUCGGUCGAUACCACGAGGCCCAGAAAUAUCUGGUUUCCGCGCUGCGAGAUAUGGAUCCAAGCAUGGAACGGGCCGAGCUCAGUGGUGAGUUAGGCGUUGUCUAUCGGCAUAUGAACAAAUUGUUGGAGGCCAAGCAACAUUUUGGAGAGCAAUACACUAUUGCGUGCGAGUUCAACGAAAUCCGCACCAUGUGUCGUGCUAUCGGCAAUCUUGGGAUGGUGAACUAUCAAUUGUUCAGGCGAGAUGGUGGGAAGGACAUUUUGGACAUAGCGACGCGACAGUUGCUCCUCAGGGUUCAAUUAGCCCGGGGAAUCAAGUCGAGCACUACUCUAGAACCUGAUGCAGCAAGAGCGGGACGGCAAGAUGUGCGAUCUGCAAUCACAUGGGAGGCAAUUGGUUUGGCUCGCUUGUCGCUUUGCUAUGGUGCCAAGGGCGAAAUCCCUCGAGCUAUCGCUUCCGCCAAGGAAUCUCUUCAAAUAAUGACAGGCUCUGGGGAUGCAACAGUGAUCGCAAUGUCCCGAUUUUUCUACGGCCGCGCGUUGCUCCUAGCUGGCGGAGCUUACAGACCUGAGGCCAUGGAACAGUUCAAUCAGAAAGGCACGUGUACACCAGCCAUGGCCUUAUGCAAAGAGCCCUCCGAAGAGCAUCAAGGUUAUCUAGAAGAGAUGAUCAAUGCUGGCGCGGACCUGGAUAUGCGUGAUGAACAGGGCUAUACAGCUCUUGAUUACGCAGUGUUCAGCGGAGAUUCAAGGACUGAAAGUUUGGUUGUUGACGGUCUUCGGAAUAAUGUCCUUCUAUCGAAAAUUGGCAACGCAGACUCACUAGUCUUCCAAAGGUUGACGGAAGCUCAUGUUCGGAAGGGGUAUCGCGAAAUGUUGCAAGAAAGCCUACGACCUGCUUUGCUUCGUACCCACGGUUUGGGUGCUUUCUCAGAAGUCCGGGCUGCAUAUGCAAAUAGCUUGGCUUCUGACCCAAAGAAGCGAACGAUGUUUGAUCAACUCAAGUUCAUCCUUUACAGGGAUUUCGUGCGUAUCCAACGGCUACCUCGUUCAAGCGAUAACUUGGCCUGCUGUCAAUCUAUCAAAACUGCGCAGAGCAAAACCGCCAACUUCCUCAUAUUUUUCUCGUAUAGAUGGAUCAAUGAGAGACCAAAUGGCCACAAUAAACCGACUCAUGUGACUCCAGACGACGACCAGCAUACACAGUACAGGCGGAUGUUAAUUGCGCUUGACGAAUUCCUAAUCAAACAUCCUCGCGUUGACUCGCAUAGUCUUGGAAUCUGGAUGGACUUCGCUUGUGUCAACCAAGAUAACCCCAUAUCGGGCGUCCAAUCGUUGCCUUUGAUCAUCGUGCAGUGCGAUGCCAUGAUUAGCCUAGUCGACGAGACCUACCUUAGCCGUGCCUGGUGCUCAGUGGAGAUGAUGUUCAUAAAAGCCCUCAGCAAGGCGUACGGUAGGCACCUAUGGUACGAGCAAGUGGUCGUGGACACAUUUCAGGAUACCCCCCUGCACCCAGAAGUGGAUUUUGAAAACUUUGGUAGGGCUCAUCAAUGGUGCACCGGCGUCCGGCCCACGAGUGAAGUUUUGGUCAAGGCUAUGGAAACGAUGCCGGACCUAAGUAUUUCGGUCAUGUGGGGUCUAUCCUCGAUGGGCGAAAAAUUCAUAGUUGGUGUUUUCAACCCAGUUUCCGUCGACGGAGAGGAAAGUGCUACAGAGCAAGAGGAAAAUGAGCUGGAAUCAAAUGAAGAAGAGGGUCAAUUGGCGGUAAGUGAAGAUGAUGUGAAUGAUUCGGUUAGACACGGCGGUACAUCCAAACACGUCAUUUUUAUCCGCAGUCCAGAACAGCAUGUCAUUUGUGUCAACGACGAAUUGCGUAUCAUCGAGCAUCGACUUCACUUUGGAAAUGAUCUUGUAAUUUCGGAUGGCGGGACCACAUCUCUCGACGCUGGUGACAAACGCGUACACAUUAAGACUAAAAUUCUCGAGAUAUGGAGUGAAACGUCUACAAGUAGUUGGUUGAGCUUAAAGCUAUUCAUUUCAUUCAUUUAUUGGUAA